AAAUUCUAUUAAUUGGGAACCACCUUCCUCCCGGAAAAUCAGUUUCCUUGUAAAGCAAGUGUACAUCAAUAUCCACGAAAGAGUAAACCAAUAAUCAUCAAAUCGAAAAAAAGAACGCAAACUGCAUCGCACCACGAUAUAAACAAACCAUCACAUCGCACAUGCUUUCGCUCUGUUUCACUUUCCCGGGAGAGCAUUUCCCUCUCCCUUCGUCUCUCCUCUCACCGUAACCACUUCCUCCUGCAGUCACAUGGUUUUUCCAACAUCCCAAGUACACUUCCACUUGACGCUGGAAAAUGGGCGUGAGUUCCCCCCCUCUGCCACUCAUUUUCCAGCAGCUCUCACUCUCUUGCUCACAAAAUUUGCGAGCGAGAGAGAGAGAGGGAGAGAAGGUGAGUUCCUUCGAGUUCGGACCGGCAGAGGCAGCUUCCGCCAGCCGAUUCCGGAUUCGUUCAGUCGAUUGUCGUCGGCCGAGCUGGAAAAACGUUUGCCUCCCUCUGGGAAGAUCUCCACGCCGUUACACGGACCAGUUUUAGCAAAAAAGCCAAAAGCUUAAAGCUUGCUUCUUCUUUUCCACCACAAACGUCUGCGAAAUAUCGCGACCCGCGCGCGUGCAAUUUGAGGUUAAGUCAGCUGUCAGCUUUAAGCGAAUCGCAGCGCGCUCGUGGAUUAUCGGCCGGAAGGAUUAACAGCCGUCUGCUCUCUUCUACUGCGUUGUUGUUGUCCUAACUCCGAGAGGUUAAGGUGCAAGUGAACGGUUACAUCAGCUUGUUGUUUUGUGGUGCGCUUAAGGCGAAACAUAACCGCACUCUUUCGAAGAAGAAAAAGAAAAGAGCGAAGAAGUUCAGUGUCUCAAGUUUUGAGUCGGUGAUUAUCACAAGGUUGUGGGGGAGUAAAAAAAGAAGGUGUAAUUAGUUGUUCACCCCUUUUCCGGUGACAGCAAACGAAACCUGCAAGUGACAAAGAGGCGUUGCCUUUGGGUGAUAAGUUGGUGUUGGCUUGGUCUGUUGAAAGAAAAAAAAACGGAAGAUAUUUUCGCAGAUCCUGUGUGGAUAAUCGGAAGAAAAUUACGGUUGGCACAGAUCUCAGUGCAGGUGUAACCGAAAGGAAUUGAGAGUAUCCCACACGAACAUCGGCACGAGGGAAGGCGCGGAGCGCGGUCAGGUUGAAACUCAAAUUAGUGCCAUUCCAUUUUUGCGAGUGAAAAAAGCAACGAAUUGAAAUGAAUCUCGACUGAGUAUGUGCGAGGGGUACGCCACUGUUGCGAGACGAGGGGUUGCGCGUUUUCAUUAGUGAGAUUGGUGAUCGAAAAUUGAAGUGUAUUGUUGUGCUGGCUUCAUAGCUGUUGGCUAUUGAAAGUGUGAAACAUCCAUAGGAGCAGCCAAUGAGGUGCGAAUGAUACACGCGCUCGGAUGAGUUUGACAGCUCGGGCAGUGUUGGAAGCUGUUGAGUUCUAGCCGAAGGCUGUACCGCGGAGACGGCGGAAACGACAACGACGUAGCUGUCACCUUGCAGCUGGCAACGGUGCGGUAGCCGAGCCUCCACAAAGCUUUUCAGUAUAGGCACUCUUGCCCACACCAGAUAGUUGAAUGAGUAACAGCGCCAUGGUUGCGGUGGCCAUCUGCUGUAUUCUGGUACUGCUGGCAGUAUUCAUCGUGCUGAUCAUAGUAGUCGGCCAAACGAUGGGCGAACCGAAGUGAGAUAAGCUCCAACUGGGGCCAGGUCACUUCGCCGAUGGAUAGCCAAGGCCCCCCGGCUGUUAGAAUUUGGAUGAAAUUUGUUCCACAACCUCGUUAGCCGCGGGUAGCGUCGACUCAGGACGACGGCCAGCUGACCGGAAGACCGUCACCACCACCAACUCCACAACAUCGUUGACCCUCCGGUCCCUCUACCACUCCCACGGUCAGCUGACGUCCUGAUGAUCCAGUCAAGAAGAUCCCAACCAGUAGACAUAACGUCGCGUAACGCUCCGUAACGCCGAAACGUCAAACAUCACGGUAGAGAAGAGAUCCCCCUCACACACAAAGGUUACGAAGCGGAAACUGUACGCUGUACGCACGGUCGUACUCUCCCUUUCUGGCAACACUGUCCCUACUUCAAUGCUCGCUUCACUCCUGCACUUCUUGUUGGCAACACUGCUCUGCAAACCUAAUCUGACAGCCUACUCCGAUCAUCCUUAAUCCUUCUCCUCCUCUAUCUCUCGCACGCACAAGCUCUGACACACGACGCUUGACACCGCACAACACCACCACGGUAAACUAAACAAAAGAAAACAACAACAACAACUUUACCGGCAAAACAAACAAACAAACAAAAAAACGCAGAUGGAAUAAAAUCUUUCUCAUCAAUUCUACACAGCCAGUAGGGGGCUUGCACACGAAACACACAGAACACACACUCUUUCACGGCGAAGAACACGGCAAACAAACAAAACAAAAGUUAGGGUUAGUGAAUAAAAGGUAGGAAUCGGUUGAACAAUUUUAGAAACUAACAAAACGAAGCAUACGUUUAUCUAGGAGAAAAAAAUAAAUAAAAGAAAACAUAUCGAGAAAGCAAGAAAUUGUAAAAUUACACAGAUGUUUAGACUAGACUAAGACGCUAAGACUAAUGAUGACAGUUCUUUUGUUGUGUCGGAACGGUAAAGCAACUUUCAUCAUGUGAAGAGUACGGCAAUUUUGCCACCAAUUAUAGUAUCGAAAACGGACGUGUGUGUGUGACAAGUGUAGUUGUUGAUGUUGUUGUUAGGAAGUUACACAAAAUGGCGGCGCCUGACUUAGUUUCAAAGUAGCGAAAGUGUUAAUUGUGUGAAUGGCGCGAAAUGUUAGUGAGGGUUGACAGGGGGUUUGUUUUUGUUGUGAAGGCGCGUGCACAGUUGAAAUGUGCCAAACAGUGACGUUUUAUAGAGUAUAUCAACAAAUUGUAGGAAUUGGCGCGGUUGGGUUUUAAACUGUAGGAGUGAGUUGGUAGGUUAACAAACAAUUCAAUAUGGGCGUUUACGGUAGAGUAGUUAAGUGAGGGGAAGGGGGAUGUAGGGCAAAUAAGACAGAUUGGCAGCACUGCCGUUUGACAGUUGCUCCAUAGACGUGUAUUUAAAAGAAAUUUUCGAAGAAAAAAAAAUUCUAAGAGCUGUCAAACUUUUUAAACAGUGUUGCCAGGUUUAUGUCCACUAAUGAUGAAACUUCCAAAUUAAGCUCCCAAGUAUUUGGAAGACUCUGAACUGCAUCUUCGAAAACAGCCAAACAAGUGCACUAGUGCCGCACAUAAUUAAGCGCCUUUGCGAUGCACAUUCCCACCCCAACUUCAGUACCUUGGUCGCCAUCGUAAGUUUCGCACAAAAAACUUUCACUAAUUAAUGCAAGCACGGACCGGUUCGGCGCGAUAUCGAUGUGCUCCGUCAACCUUGGCCUCUUUUUCACUUCGUUCGUUCACAGAAACUUGAGCCCCAAUCGAGGGACCCGCCUCUCGGCUAUUCCCACCCUUGAAACUUGAGAUCACUUCAACUAAAAGGAAAUGCUAUCAUUAUAAUCAUUAUUACGCUGAAAUUUGCAGACUUUCCAGGUAGUGUCGACUUGCACAACCCGGUGCCUCUUCAUUUUCGAGAGGAUAAGGAAGAAAAGAAUACGCCCCCUCAUCUUGCACCCUUCCGCGCUGGAAACGCCCUCCCCAACCGUCAUUAUUAUUAUAUUCCAUUAAACAUCACAACAAUGAGGAGCUUCUUCCUGUCCUCAUUCACGGCGGGUGGCAACGCCGCCGUUGGAUUAUCUCAAAUUCGUGAGGUAAACUCGUCGCCAGAGGGCGCUUUCAUGUGGUUUCCCACCCUUUCUCUAGCGACCCUGGUCUUGCAUAGUUUUCGCCGCUCAGAAAUGGGAUCAUUUUUAAUUAAGCAGCUUCACGGCGUCGCCGUCGUCUUCCUUCCUGUCAGCUCUAUUCAAACCGGGUAGAGAGGGUGGACAAAAAAAGUGCAGAAUGCUUCAAAUUUGAUCGGCCACGGGAAAGUUGGCCGACCGAUGAGCCCUCUACCGAUAAUGAGCAACCAUUUUUUUAGGGUAGAUGGUAUCGUGAAUUUGCGGUUAGAAUGUCAUUACAGUGGAAAAACGGGUUAGCUUUGACGCUUUAUAGCUGACAACACUGCAACGUUUGUUAGUAAACAAACAUCGAAUUGUCAAAACGGUGCACGCUAAAGUUGGAGUGCCCAACUUGGAGUCGUUUUCGACCAAGAAAUGCUUCCAUCACAGAAGUGCUAUCAACUUCCACAAAACUUUGCAUAAUUUAAAGCGCCUCUAAGCUUUAAUAAAACAAUUGUUCUGCACAACCCCUCUCGGCAAAAUCAGGUCAACAUCAGCGUCAGAAUAUAUAAAUUUAGAUCAAAGUCAGUUCACGGUCCCUCGGCGUGACCCCUUGCCAGUUCUUCAACUCGUCACGGAGGCAGCUUGAAGCCAGCUUGGAAACGGGCGGAUUCGUCAUGAUUUGGUCUGUUUGAUGAUGAGAAGUCUCUUGUACCCAGUUCCCAGCUGCCAGUCACAGUGAAAUGAACUGACUGCACGUUACCUCUGCUAGCUUGGCACACAUAGCGGCAUGUCUCUGUCAUUGAAUGGAAAAAGCACUCUCUAAAAUCAAAUCUUCCCGCACCGUCGUCGUCGUCGUCCCGGUUCUUCUAUACCGGAACAUUCCCCCCUCGACUUGACAACUUGGGCACGUUCGUCUUUCCUGGAAUCUUGCUUCCCUUUUUUGUCGACCGCCAUGUUUUCACAGUUUGACAGUUUCAUAUAUUGCACCUUUCGAACGACGCCAUCUAGGUAGGCGGCGGCGGCGUAGCCGCCGAUGAUCAGCUUGUCAUGUACACACACACACAAUGUCGUACAAGCUUGACUCUGAUGAAAAAUGAAUUUCUAUGUUGGUCUCAGUAUGUCGGGAGCUUCUUGUCAAACAGUGAAACUUCAUUGACGAAGCGUGUUAUUGGUUUUCGCUGUAGUGAAAUCUGUCAAAACUGACAAUCUUCAACUGUCAAAAAACUCGACUUCGCAAACCUCUUUUAAAGUGCAGUUGCGCUUUGUCGACAAAAGAGUUCCGGAACUCGCCUUUUUUCCCGCACUCCAAGUACGGCGAAAGCGGCCGGAAGUGCGCCAUUUUUUUCUGCCUCCUCCUCCACCUCAAUUUUAUAAGGCCCAAGUAGUUUGGCCUAGUUCCACGCGGAUGCGAAACUGCUUUUUUCUCUGGUUUAUAGCGAGGCAGAGGCUGCGCGCACAAUUGACAGUUCGCGAAGCGAACGUAACGCCCACAAUGGAUGCUGGCAGCGCUAUCUGCCACUGCUGAAUAACUUUCAGAGUGUACAUUUUUUUUCGUACCCACUUCCGGUUGGGUUGUCUCGGGUACUCGGCACCUAAUUCGCGCUGUCGGUGGUACUAAAUACGUCUAAUGUAAACAAAGGAUUGUGCAACAUAGACAAGUUUGAAGACACCAUUUGGCUUGCAAAUUUAGCUUAACGGUGGUGGAAAUCUGGCAACAAGAUCUGCAAAACGUCAGAUCGGAAAAAAAACACUCAGUUUCUGUCAAAAUCGAACCUCCUCAGAAAUUAGUAAAUGUGACAUCUGUCAGAUUUGAGUAAAUUUCAUUCAAUUCUGAGUGAAAUUAACUGAAAUUUGACAGAUGUCCCAUUUACUGAAUUCUGAGAAGGAUCGGUUUUAACGAAAACUGAGUAAGCAAAAAAUGGCACCACUGCUGUCAAAAUGGCAGGAACGAAGGGCUUGUUUGAUACUCAAUCUUGAACACAAGUCUAUGGAGCCACUCUCAAAUGGGUAAAAAGGAUCAAAUGCAUGACGGCCAUCAAACGGGGGCUUUUGCAAAUGUGUAUGCUCGGAAAACGAUGACGGCAGAACAAAAGAGCUGCAAAACUAUUACAAAGUACUUACAAAGAGGGGGUAGUGCGGAAGGGCAAUGCAGUUAAGGUUGAGGUAGGGCGACACACACACACAUACAGCGAGAGAGAGAGAGAAAAGGUUACGAGAUGUGUGUAAUGAUAGUUAACGUUUUGAGAUAAUAUAUGUUGUUCCCCGUAUUAUACAGACACACACACAGACACAAACAGCAAAACACACUAAAGCAGAAACAGGCAGAUGACAGAUAAAGACGCGCAAAGGAGCUGGAGAGUGAGUGGAAGCAUGUUCUGGAAACAUUUUACAACAGUUCAGGGACACGGCAAAGUGCAACCACUUUCCGGAUCCGACGUGCACUCAUACACACACAACAAGAUCAGAAUAACAGAAGGAAAAUUACAAUAAAUUUACUGUUGAAUAUAUAUUUACAAAUUUACAGAAGAGAUUUAAAUCAGAUACCAGAUGUGUUGUUGUUUGAGGAUAUUUUAAACUGAGGUGUUGUUCAAAUCCGGGGAAAGAACAACAAAACAAAAAAACCGACUGAAGAAAUGCAACAAAAGUACUUAGAUAAACAUCGUUAUUGUUAGCGCAAACAAAUACCCUCAACAUUUAAGAGAAAAGAAAACAUAUACUUCACAUAUAGAGAGAGAGAGUGUUAGCUAAGUCGUUGAUUAGAUUUUACAAUUUUUCAACUAAAACACACACACACACACAAUCCGGGACAUGAACCUCCACCUAAUCAACCGUGUAAAAGUGUUUGCUCAAACCUAACCUCCAAACAACUUCCUUGUGUAUUCCCUCUGUAGGGUGUUUAUCUAUAUAUACCGUAGCGCACUUGAAUGUUUAGCAACAGUCUCUUGCUCAGUAGUGAGUUCAAAUUGUGAGAACAACAAAAAACACUUUUCCUUUUUUCAAACUAUCGAAAUCUAACCUAUAAGUGUGCGUGUACUUAGUGACCGUCCACGGUGUGAUCAGCUUGUACAUAUAAACACUGUGGCAAAUCGAAACCGGGCAAAGAUAACAGUUCUAAAGGUAGCUUUCCCAGACCUUGGACUCAAGUAGGUUGGGGUCGAAAACUCUUGUAAUCAAGCAGUAGCUUUGUGUGUGUACCAGAUAUGAUAAGGUUUUCAUUAAGUUGACACUUUGAAAUCAAUAAUGAACUGUCCUACCCCUCAACUGUCAAAAUGACAAAAAAACAACAUCAAAACAAAGCUAUUCAGUAAUUUGGAUAAAUUUUACUCACUUCCGAGUAGUUCAAAUUCUAACGAAAACUGACUAAUAUCAGAUGAGCGUGCAAUGCCAUUUUGACAACUCUGAACGAGGGGUGCGACACAUUCAUUUAAAACAAACUUUUCGGACGCUCACGUUACGGCAACAUGUAACCAGUUAAAAAGACGUUCCCGAAACCACUAAACAAGCAUGUCACGCCAUAACUCAAUAAAUGCUGAAUUUAUUACCUGACCACUUAUCCAAAGCCGACGACCUGAAUCCCGAAAGCAUGGUCCGGCGCACAAAUUUAUCACCCAUUCCAAGCCCCCCACACAAAUGUCCGUAAACCACACGAUCCGACAAUUUCCGAGAGCAUUACCACACUCCAGAACUCUCAGAACUACCCACAAAUCAACAACAACGACGGUGCACCCAAAAACACAUGUUCCACGUCACGUGCCGACGAGGGGCCAACCGAUUCAUACAUAACCUCAACCUCAGACACACACACACACACACGAGGGGCCAUAAGGACAUGUCAAAACCAUUGCCAUUCGGGGGCCGUCCCAAGAUCUUCCCCAUAAAUCACCGCCGCCGGAGCGGGCCGCCUAACGACCAUUAGAAAUUAAAUUAUUACACGCUUCUCGGGGUUCGGGUUGGGAUCUUUGUUGGUCUUGUUUUGAUCCCGGCUGAGGAACAAAAAAGAAACAUGGCGCCGCUCCAACUGCAAUUUAACUUCACUUGCGACGCAAGUGGGACGUAAUUUAUUGACCAACCCCCCCUUUACCUAACCUCAAAUUCCACCUCCUCAAAAUUUGCUGAUUUUUGACAGCUGAGCGCAAAGCGCGCAGUGGUGCCAACUUUCUUCGCGAAGGCGAGUAAUUAAUAAAUGUCCCGAUAAGACGCGGUCACGUUCUUGUCUUGUCAUGUUGGUGGGAGAGUACAGUCCGGGAAGGCGAUAUAUUUUCCGUCGAGUUGAAAACGCAGAAAACAACUUUCCGGCGCAGCCGGACAGUUGAUUUUGCGGCCGCUACGUGACGCUGCGAGUGUAGGAUCCAUCGGAUGACAGCAAAACGAUAACAACAAUAAGUCCGCUUACACGUCCGCAUUGUUCUUGUUCGCGUGUGUUUGUGUGCUCAACCAUCGUAAAACGAUACAAACUUAUCGUUUCGUAAAUAACCGGACCGUUAAAUCAAACAAACUCAACCGGAAUGGAAGUGUAAA
Culex pipiens pallens (northern house mosquito) is the source of this 8306-nucleotide messenger RNA. RefSeq lists its product as uncharacterized. Bases 1590 to 1700 code for a protein of 36 amino acids. Lineage: Eukaryota; Metazoa; Arthropoda; Insecta; Diptera; Culicidae. The record is from RefSeq and is a predicted model, not a curated record. The transcript is spliced from 2 exons.